GCGAGAGCUGGGCAUGCCGCCGAUGCCGCCGCCGCCGCCGCCGCCGCGGAGGGGGAGACACGCGGGGGGAGACGGUGACGUCGGGAGUUUUCCUGAAAGUCAAUAACGAGCCCGGCGGAGGCGGCGGGAGGAGCCGACAGCGGGGCCCGGCCGGCUCCGGGGGUGACUCAUCAGUAGAAAUUGGGAAGAGCAGCAGAAGAGAAGCCAAACAGACAAGCUGAUAACUCAAAGAAAUACUCUUUUGAGUCGGGGGUUCAGAGUGGAGCCAUCAUGAGCGAUGUUACCAUUGUGAAGGAAGGCUGGGUUCAGAAGAGGGGAGAAUAUAUAAAAAAUUGGCGGCCAAGAUAUUUCCUGCUAAAGACAGAUGGCUCUUUCAUAGGCUAUAAGGAGAAGCCCCAGGAUGUGGAUCUGCCAUAUCCACUCAACAACUUUUCAGUGGCAAAAUGUCAGCUAAUGAAAACAGAGCGACCAAAGCCAAACACAUUCAUUAUCAGAUGUCUUCAGUGGACCACUGUCAUAGAGAGGACGUUCCAUGUAGACACUCCGGAGGAACGGGAAGAAUGGACAGAAGCAAUCCAGGCUGUAGCAGACAGACUUCAGAGGCAAGAAGAGGAGAGGAUGAACUGUAGUCCAACUUCACAGAUAGACAAUAUAGGAGAAGAGGAGAUGGACGCUUCAACAACCCAUCAUAAAAGAAAGACAAUGAAUGAUUUUGACUAUUUAAAACUACUGGGCAAAGGAACAUUUGGCAAAGUUAUCCUGGUCCGAGAGAAGGCUAGUGGGAAAUACUAUGCUAUGAAGAUUUUGAAAAAAGAAGUUAUUAUUGCAAAGGAUGAAGUGGCUCAUACGCUUACAGAAAGCAGAGUAUUGAAAAACACCAGACAUCCUUUUUUAACAUCCUUGAAAUAUUCCUUCCAGACAAAGGAUCGUUUGUGUUUUGUGAUGGAGUAUGUUAAUGGAGGAGAGCUGUUUUUCCAUUUGUCGAGAGAGCGGGUGUUCUCAGAGGACCGCACACGCUUCUAUGGUGCAGAAAUUGUCUCUGCUUUGGACUAUCUGCAUUCUGGGAAGAUUGUGUACCGUGAUCUCAAGUUAGAAAAUCUAAUGUUGGAUAAAGAUGGACAUAUAAAGAUUACAGAUUUUGGACUUUGCAAAGAAGGAAUCACAGACGCAGCAACUAUGAAAACGUUCUGUGGUACUCCAGAAUACCUGGCACCUGAGGUGUUGGAAGAUAAUGACUAUGGUCGUGCAGUGGACUGGUGGGGAUUAGGCGUUGUCAUGUAUGAAAUGAUGUGCGGAAGAUUACCAUUCUACAACCAAGAUCAUGAGAAACUAUUUGAACUGAUACUAAUGGAAGACAUAAAAUUUCCUCGAACUUUAUCUGCAGAUGCAAAAUCAUUACUUUCAGGCCUACUGAUAAAAGAUCCAAAUAAGCGACUUGGUGGAGGCCCAGAUGAUGCAAAAGAAAUCAUGCGUCAUAGUUUCUUUGCUGGAGUAAACUGGCAAGAUGUAUAUGAUAAAAAGCUUGUACCUCCUUUUAAACCUCAAGUGACAUCUGAGACAGACACCAGGUAUUUUGAUGAAGAAUUUACAGCUCAGACUAUUACAAUAACGCCGCCUGAAAAAUAUGACGAGGAUGGUAUGGACUGCAUGGACAAUGAGAGGCGGCCGCAUUUCCCCCAGUUUUCCUACUCCGCAAGUGGACGAGAAUAACUUUUUUGUUCUGCUGCUUCACUGUCAUCUUAGGUUUAUCACUGAAAAUGAUUCCUGAACAUCACCACCAGUACUAGAUACUAUUUAAGAUAGCAGGGGCACUUUCAGAGACCAUUCCAAAUUGAACAAAUUUAUUUCCCGAAUCUACCUAAAAUCCAUUUUGGUUUUGCAUGAAAUAUGGCAUCUCUCUAUGCUCUCCUGCUGUUGCUGCUGCCCACCGUCUCAGUAUAAUAGCAAUGUCAAGAAGUUACUAACAGUUUCUUUGAAGGUAGAUGACUUUACUUCAGUGCUGUACACUUUGUGCACAAAGUCAUCUAUUUUUCCUCACAGUGGAGGCUAAACGGGAAAAUGUGUAGGUCCAGUUUAUCUUCUUCUAGAAGAUGAACCAAAAUUGUAAUUAGUCUAAAAAGACUAGUCUAUAAUAUUUUCUUGCAUCUGUUUGUGCUGGUUAGAACAAGGAAAUGUAGGGGUGGUGAUGUACAUAUGCAAGGUUUUUGUUAGGCAUAUCAUUACUUGAAGCAGGUCUCUGUCAUUAACAUCUGGCUGGAAUUUGCUUGGGAAACGUUUGAGAGAAGGACUUAAACUGUUGAUAUAUAUAAAUAUAUAUUUAUAUUAUUUUUUAAUUACUGUUGGAUACUACAGAAGAAGCAGAAGGGCUGGGCUCACCCAGCCUGCCACUUAGAACUUCCAGGUUCAUGUGCAAUCAUGGAGAAUCGAACAUUAUACAUGCAAGAAAUGAAGGCAUAAAAGCAGCAGUUGAAGUUGUUUAGGGGUCUUAUAAUUUGCACCAGAUAACAUCUUUCUCAUGCUUUUCUUUUUCUUUCAUGAUAUACAUCACCUCUGAUGGCUGAAGAAUGUAGACAGGCAUAAUGGUAUUGCUUUUCACCAAAAUGUGUGCACCAAGGUAAACAGUUGUUUGCCUUACUUAUUUUUGAGUUUGUGAAUUAGCUUUUUCUCCAGGUGUUUAACUCUGAAUAUUCUUUUUUUUUUUUUCUUUCCUUUCCUUUCCAUUUUUUUUUUGGUUAUACUGCGGUAGUAUUUAUUUUUAGAGAUAAGGUUUGUAUGUGUCAUGUUUGCAAAUGCUGCUACAUCUUAGAUAGAACAGGCUUAUAGCAGUUAAUUUUGUAAUAUAUGGAAGGACUGUACAAGCUGAAGGGAAUAAUGCACUUUUAUCCCAUGUGGAAAUUUUAACAAGGCUCUGAAAUUGUACAUACUGCUUAGAAUCAGAUUUUUGUGAAUGAAAUACUGUGUUUUAAUUCUUUGGCAGCGGAGGUGAGGAGUUCCAACUUCAUGUGCCAAAGGGUUAAAAACAAAUAAACAAAAAAGCUACAUCUUGUGCUCUAUUCAGGAUAAAGAUACUGUAAAAGCCUGAUGGCACAAUAGAAAAUGUCUAUCCUAUAUGAAGGAAACACAUUUGAACAAUGAGACCACAGUGAUUACAAGAAAAGCACUUUAUUCUAAUAGUUAAAAUAGUAAAUUUCUGGGAUCAGCCAUUCUCAAGGAAAGUUUGUCCUCAGCCAAAAGAGUUACGAAACUCAGCAUGUUACAUGUGACCAUGGUACCCGAUUGACCGAAUUUAAAGCAUCGCGAGAAACACUCCACUGACAGGAAAACGUCUUUCCAUUUCCGAAGAUCUGUAUCUAACAGAACAUGUGCACAAGCUCUAGCUUUGAUCUUCAGCAAUGAUAAUCUUAAUAAUAAACCCUUUGGUGCUAGGAGCUGGGAUAUUUUGCAGUGCAGUAAUGAUGUGCACGUGCCCUUGCUAACGGCAUCUGAAAACCCUGACUCCAUGGGAUUAUCAUUUGAAGUAUCUCUGUGUCCGUAUCUUGUUAGCUCCCACGAAGACUGUGAUAUCACAGAGUAUUACUGAUUGCGUUGUGUGAGUGAGGAGGUGAGUCUGAAAGGAGAUGUUCAUACGCAGAUGCCUUAGCCUCUUGAUGUGGAAAGUUGAGUAUCCUGGCGUGAAGCCCACUGCUGGCAGUGCAUAUGCUGGGACAGUCAAGGGGCAAAUGGGCAUUUUAGCAAGGCAGCUAAAGACGCAGACUAAUUUAGACAAUUUUUCAUGUUUCAUGUUUUAUCUUUAGUAACGGAUGGAUAAUCAGUCAGAAAUAUAUCAUGAGGUAUAUGCUAACUACAUAGGAUCUCAUUCUGUCUCCUUGUAACACUAGACGUGUAGAAAUUAUCCCUCUGUAGAGAGAGCGAGCACAGUAAAUGCAUUGCAGGUCUGCAGAAGUGUCUGUACUGACACAGCGAGUGAGUGACUGAAAUAACCAAUUACUUAGGAGAUGGGCAUUAAUUAGUUUUCUGCAAAGUCCUCGUGCUUACAGACUAAAACUAUGGUGAUUCAAAAUCUGUGUUAUAUGCCUGUGGUGGUUUUUUUUUUUUUUUUUUUUUCCAGCUUUUAACAGCAAUAAAUUUUUUGACACAGGGCACCUAUAGCUAAUGACCAACUGGAGUUGUGCCUCUGGCCAACCUUUCCUCGUGUUGAGAAGAAAGAAACCCUGUGGCUAGGUUCAUCACCGUGUAGCUAGUUAGAGCGCAGUUCGCAGUAAAUAUCUGUGGGCAAAUUAUCUGAAAACUUUUUAAGGCUUCAAUCAGUGUGUAUUGUGUUAUCUGCCUUCCAAAAUAUCAUAGAUCAAGUUUGUGCUAUGGAGAGAGUCAGCAGUCAUUUAAUGCUGCCCAGGGCUGCGGAAUUCCCUCUCAGCAGUGUUAGAGAUAGAAAGAGAAAUUAAUAAGCUGUGCUGGGAGAAACUCUUAAAGCUCUUCUUUGCCUGUUUGCAGCUGUAGUCGGGUUUGGACAGUGCGUGGUAGUGGCUGGUUACCUUGAUGAGCCUUUCGAGCACAGUACAUUUCAGACUUUGACUCCAGCUUGUACUGACUUCCACGGCAGACAGUAUGCCCUCUUGUACUGCAGCCAUCUCGGAGGAAAUAGGUCAUUUCUGUUUGGGUUUUGGCAGUUUUGCACACGGCUUUGCUUUCCACACUAAUCCAUCUUCCAGUACAUUCCUGUUGCUUACAGAACAUUUAUUCCAGUAUUGUUUUACGUUUUUUCCAUCUUUACUUGCGGCUUCUUAAAGCUGACUGUUCUUGCAGGGGCCAUGUGCUUCUCCUAGAGUACAAAAGUAAGGUCUUUCCUUACUAACUGCAGGGUCUAUAUAUUACACCUCAAUGUACACACUUUGCUGCUACUGUUUGUACUGUCUACAGUAGAAUUUCCUUAUCUUGCUCCUGGUAGUGCAUUACAGGCAAGCAUGAAAUGUAAAGUAUUUAUUUAAAUAAAAACCUCUAAAUUGGUAAUUGAAUUACCUCCCUGUAGCUUUAGAGUUUGUGACAUUUCUUGACCUUGCUAGUUCUUUCAUUAGAUCCAUGCAAGAUCUAGUCAUAUGGUUAAGGAUAUUAAGCAGACACGACUAUGAACCCAAGAAACCGUAUUACUGUUGGUCAUACUUAAACUGUUUAUUUCCUUAAGUAUAUGACCCACAAGGAUGUGAAAUAACUACAAGAAACUGUUUUUGUACACUGUACAUCCUUAGUAUUUUUACACGUAUAUGAUAGGGAUGCACAUUAUUUUCCUUCGUACAGACAGCUUAAAUAAAACACUAUGUCAAUCUGCUA
Molecule: messenger RNA, 5325 nt
Organism: Cygnus atratus (black swan)
Lineage: Eukaryota; Metazoa; Chordata; Aves; Anseriformes; Anatidae
Gene: AKT3
Product: AKT serine/threonine kinase 3
Exons: 14
Coding region: 271-1710 (479 amino acids)
Biological process (GO): protein phosphorylation
Molecular function (GO): ATP binding; protein serine/threonine kinase activity
Source: RefSeq, a predicted model, not a curated record